AUGGCCACAACGCUGCCAUAUCGACCGUCAAAUGACUCCCUCUCCACCUCCAAUCCCAAAACCAAUGGCCUCCCUCGACUCUCCCCUUCACCUUCCUUCAUCGGCCGAUCACCGAGCGGCUCCCAGAUGUCAUUUCGACGCACAUCAACCGAAAAUGCACCUGGUUACAGGCAGCGCCGAUGCAAGUCACAAUACCCGCUAGACUCGUCGGAGCGCCAUGUGGAGUAUAUCCUGGUGGCGUCUUUCCACAUUGAUCGGGGUCCGAUUAUGGAGCAUCAGUAUCCCGCCGCAAUCAGUGGUGACGAGAGCAUGUUGGCAGAGCUGAUGCUGCCCGAUCAAACGCACGUGCGAAGCCAGGAUUGGACCAUUUUCUUCUUGCAUAAGGACACUAGCGGUGAAGAAGAGGAAGAGACGGAAGACGGCAAGAAAAAGAAGAAACGCAAGUCCAAGUACCACGCCAACGAGGAAGCCGCCCACCUUCAAGAUGAACAGCCUGAUGACACCUCGGAAGGGGAGAGCAGUGAUGACGAAGAGGGCGGAGAAGGUCCACCUUUGAUGUAUGUCCUGAACUUGGUGAAUACCAAGCAAGAUAAUACAGUUCGGAGAGGUGCAGUCGUCAAGGCCAUGGCAAUCUGUACAAGGCAUUCGUUCCUUCACAUCUACAAGCCACUUCUACUCCUCGCACUCGAAGACUAUUUCAAAUCGCCAUUUCCCGAGACCCUUGCUUCCCUCUAUGAUGCUGUGAACUCUAUGGACCUCUCGCUAAUGCCCAAAAUGUCCUUAUUGGAACGCCACAUCUUACAGUCCAGCAACACAAAGGAGAUGUUCAUUGAAAAGUUCGAACAAAUGGUGCGCCAGCGGGAAGAAGAGGAGGCGGUAGAGAACGGAGAUGUCCCUCCAUCGCCAAAGAAAAUGAGUCGAUACGUUCUUCCACGGGACACCCACGAAUUCGAGUCGAAAGUGGUCUAUAACGACAUCCCCAUUCCUGUCAAGAUCCCCACAGUAAUUUGGCCCGAGACCGUUGGAGACUUUUCUCUCGUCAAACUCAUUCAGACCUUCGCUGGACCCCAUGCCACUUCUCCUCAACCUUUCCCGAGCCAUCCCCAUUUGACUACGAGUGGCCCGCUCACUCAUCCGGUCAUUGUCCUCGUCAACGCCAUUCUUACCCAGAAACGGGUGGUAUUCCUGGGACAUAAUCGUCCGUCAGGAGAGGUAGCUGAGGCAGUCCUAGCAGCCUGUGCUCUUGCAUCUGGCGGUGUUCUGCGUGGAUUCACGCGCCACGCCUUCCCUUACACUGAUCUCACUAAGAUCGAUGAUCUUCUCAAAGUUCCUGGUUUCAUUGCUGGGGUGACAAAUCCGACUUUUGCAAAUCAUCCAGAAUGGUGGGAUGUGCUGUGUGAUUUACCAACCGGUCGAAUGAAGAUCUCCAGUCAUGUUGAGCCUGCCCCGGUAACAGAGGGGCUUCUGUUCUUCCAACAACAGAAUUCUCUCUUACCCAGCCAGGCUUCCAAUUCCAACCAAGAUCCCACGGGGGAUAAUCUGUUCGUGGAGGACAUUCUCCGUAGCAUUAGCCAACGUCACGGUGAGAAUGCGAUCCGGGCGAAAUGGCGGGCCUACAUUAUGAAGUUUGUCCGUGUCGCUGCAGCCUUUGAGGAGGCUGUCUACGGGGCCUCCAAUCUUUAUAUCAUUGGCCCUGGCGAGGAACUAUCCCCUGACAGUCCCACGGGCCAGCAAACAGAUGCUUCGGACCCAUCAUCCCUUCGGGGCCACGGAUACGUAUGGUCAGACGAAGUUGCUAAGCAACGUGAGCUGUCGGCAUCUGUUUCCAGAAUCGAGGGCUGGCGUAACACCCGAUCAUAUUAUUCUUACAUUCAGGAUAUUGCAGCCAAGUAUUGGCCUGCGCGCCCUAUUCAGCGACCUGACCUGAAUCACCACCACGACCGAUUGCGGUCUUUGAAGUUAUCCCAUGCGGAUGCGGGUGCCAUCUACCUCGCUCUCUCCCAUGCAGUAAAAGACUAUGCUGGCAUCUGUCAAUUGCUGGCAGUUGCCCCGGAGAACCAGGCUGGCCUGUUCUACCUCAGUAUGGGUCUUUUCCAUCCGGACCAGGUCGUCCGCGAAGCGACAUGCGACUUACUCGAACGAAUCGGCGCACAUCCAGCUGGGCGACAUUUCUGGUCUCAUCUAAGUCGAUUCGCGAAGCUGGGUUACUUCCGGGUUAAACGAGACCGUGAUGCCGCUCAAAGUCCUGUUUCGGGUCCUGUCUCCGGUGCUGGCUCCGGUGCUACCUCUCCCACGCUACACACCGGUACUAGCUUUGGCGGUGAACCACAGAGUCUCGUUGGUGUUGCUCUUGGUGAUAGCUUCAAACGCCAGAGCUGA
This is a messenger RNA of Penicillium verhagenii, 2379 nucleotides long. RefSeq names its product AFI1/MesA family protein. Gene Ontology annotation, biological process: actin cortical patch localization. The coding region runs from base 1 to 2379 and encodes 792 amino acids. The record is from RefSeq and is a predicted model, not a curated record. The transcript is spliced from 3 exons. Gene Ontology annotation, cellular component: plasma membrane. Lineage: Eukaryota; Fungi; Ascomycota; Eurotiomycetes; Eurotiales; Aspergillaceae.